CCGGCCAGGCCAGCCCCGCUGCCUCCGUCAAUCAGCCCUGGCCCCGUUCCCGGGUGCUGGUGAAGAUGGAGGCCCCCAAGCUGCUCCGGGUCUGGGUGCUGGCAGCUGUGGCCCUGGGGGGGUCCCGGGCCACCCUCCCCGAUCACCAUGUCCUCCCUGACCACCGUGUCUCCUCCGAGACCGGAGCCAUCUUCGUCCACGAGCUGGAGCGGGACCUGUUCCAGGAAGCCUUCCUCGCCGGGCACGAGGAUGAUGACGCAGCCACCCCCAUCACCUUCCAAGCCCACCUCCGGGACCACCCCGACCUGCCACGGUGGCUGCGGUACAUCCAACGUGACCCCCACCAGCCAGCCUACCUCUACGGUUGCCCCACGGCCACCGAGGUGGGCACCCACACCAUCGAGGUGCUGGCGUACAACCGGCACACCUACGAGACGGUGGCACAGCGCCUCGUCAUCACCGUCGUCCCCGCUCCAGGUGGGGACCCGCCGUACCAGGGCGAGUUCCUGGUGGGGAACAGGAACGUGGAGGAGCUGCUGCCGGCGGCCGCGCAGGAGAUCUUCCUCCAGGCCACGGCCGGUGUCUGGGAUCAGGACGACCUCCAUGUCAUCAACAUCACCUCUGCUCUGGACCGGGGCGGCCGCGUCCCGCUGCCCAUCGAGGGGCGCAAGGAGGGAGUGUACGUGAAGGUGGGCUCCCACGGCACCUUCUCGCCGUGCCUGGCGUCGGCCGCCUCGCCGCAGAGCCGCUUUCGCUGCAGCCUGGGCCAGCAGCCCCUCGCCUCCUGCUACGACACCUUCGCCCCCCAUUUCACCAUCCGCUGGUGCAACCUCACCCUGCUGCAGGUUUGGCCCAGCCCCACGGCUUCGGGGACGGUGUGGGGUUCCGGGGUGCUGGAGGACGAUGGGGAUUUCCAGCCCCCCACCGAUGCCCCCCCCCAGGACCUGCUGCCCGGGUUCCUGGUGACGCUGCUGGUGCCACUGGCCGUGGCCGUGCUGCUCUGCCUGCUCCUGGGCCACCUCAUGUGCUGCCGCAGGGAGGGAGUGCAAAAACGGGACUCGGAGACAUCUGACAUCCAGCUGGUCCACCACACCACCAUCCACGGUGACACGGAGGAGCUGAGGCACAUGGCCAGCAGCCGGGAUGUCCCACGGCCCCUUUCCACCCUUCCCAUGUUCAACGUCCGCACGGGUCAACGCAUCAACCCCAUGCCCAGUCCUCCGGAUGGUGCCCGCGUCCCCCUCCUCCCGCAGUGAGCCGGGGCGGUGGGUACCCGGGUGACACCAGGAUGAUGCCGGAGCGGGGACAAUCCCAAGGAUGGGGAUGGAUGAAGAGGCAUCAUGAUGCUUUUAGGGGGGACUUUGCAGGGGAUGAAAGCCCGGCAGCGGGCAAAGCCCAGCCAGACGGGCAGUUGCCCGUCCGGCUGGGUUCUGCCCGCUGCCAGGCUAUUGCCUGGAGCGUUUGGGGGGGCUACCAAUACUUGGAGUGGGGGUCAUCAGCAUCCGUAUGUAUCAGUGGGACAAUACAGGACACCUGCAUCCUAUUCCCUUCCCCUCCAGCCUCAUCUGUCCCACCUGACCUGAUGAAACCCUUAAAUAAGAGCUGUGGGAGCAUUAUAGCUUUUUUUGGG
Harpia harpyja (harpy eagle) is the source of this 1630-nucleotide messenger RNA. It is a transcript of the gene SGCA, whose product is annotated as sarcoglycan alpha. The record is from RefSeq and is a predicted model, not a curated record. Gene Ontology annotation, cellular component: membrane; sarcoglycan complex. Bases 66 to 1256 code for a protein of 396 amino acids. Gene Ontology annotation, molecular function: calcium ion binding. The transcript has 9 exons. Lineage: Eukaryota; Metazoa; Chordata; Aves; Accipitriformes; Accipitridae.